Messenger RNA from Fusarium fujikuroi IMI 58289, 591 nucleotides. RefSeq names its product probable inosine triphosphate pyrophosphatase. The record is from RefSeq and is a predicted model, not a curated record. Gene Ontology annotation, molecular function: nucleoside triphosphate diphosphatase activity. Gene Ontology annotation, cellular component: cytoplasm. The transcript has 2 exons. NCBI's taxonomy places the organism in Eukaryota, Fungi, Ascomycota, Sordariomycetes, Hypocreales, Nectriaceae. Gene Ontology annotation, biological process: nucleoside triphosphate catabolic process. Bases 1 to 591 code for a protein of 196 amino acids.
AUGACUGAGAUCAACCUCAUUACUGGCAAUGCUAACAAAAUAGUCGAUAUCAAGGCUAUCCUGGCCCCCUCUGGAAUUGCUGUUCGAAAUCAAUCUCUCGAUUUGCCUGAGAUACAAGGAUCGAUCGAAGAAAUCACAAUCGCAAAAUGUCGCAGAGCCGCAGAGAUGGUCGGUGGUCCAGUCGUCGUCGAUGAUACAGCUCUUUGCUUCAAUGCGAUGAACGGUAUGCCAGGGCCUUAUAUAAAAUUCUUCCUUGAGGCCUUAGGACCCGAAAAGUUGCAUCUCUUACUAGCCGGUUUCUCAGACAAAACCGCUGAAGCAGUGGCGACAAUAGGAUACUGUGAAGGUCCUGGUCAUGAGCCAGUGCUGUUUCAAGGACGAAUUGACGGGACGAUUGUACCCGCAAGAGGUGUGAUGAGAUACGGGUGGCAGACGUGCUUUCAACCUGACGGGAUGGUUCUGACAUUGGCGGAGAUGCCAAAUAAAGAGAAGCAUGGAAUGUCACAUCUUAGUAAAGCUUUGCAAAAGUUUAGCAAAUGGAUGAACCAGUAUUCUGCUGAUGGAGAGGAAAACGAUAGAAACCCUCAAUAA